Molecule: messenger RNA, 1579 nt
Organism: Actinia tenebrosa (Australian red waratah sea anemone)
Lineage: Eukaryota; Metazoa; Cnidaria; Anthozoa; Actiniaria; Actiniidae
Source: RefSeq, a predicted model, not a curated record
AAGUAACGACGACUAUGAAAUUCUUGUGAUAUUUUUUGUCGCCUAUGAUUGUGAAUGUGAUUGGUCGAUUAAGUCACGUGCCACCUGAUCCUGGUAAUGAGGACUCAUGGUCGGCCCGCUUAAAUAGGAGUGACAUGGGAAUAAGGUCAUUAAGAAUAACUUUACGAUUCGAGAAUGGACCACUUAAAGCCAAAAUUAUUAUUAAUUGUUAUGUCCGUUAUCAGUUCAGAACUAUUUACUGUUCUAAAUGGUUCUCCGAGUCCACAAGUGAAAUGUAAGGCUGCAGAACGAGAGUUUUUUGAUGACGUAGCUAUGACUCGUCACAAUUGCUCAGUCUGUUUCGCCAGAGAAGGGAGCAUGUUUUGGACCAAGUGUGUAUCGGUUUGCAAGUGUUAUAAGGCAGUCAUCACCAGGACUACACCUCGUGUGAGUCGAGUGCCACCCACAGUUUCAAUGUCAACUGAAGACACAGCUCCCCCUGGGACGAUAACUUUGACAACUACUCCCACCAAGCAAGCAACGUUAGUCCCAACUAACAUCGUCGUGGAAUAUCAGGAACGCAAAGAAGGAUUUAACUUCAGCGCCAUACUUAUCCCUGUUUCGAUGGCCCUAAUGGUAGUGUUCUUGUUGGGUCUAGCUAUAUUUUGCUUGUGCAGAAGGAACCGCCGUCGCCGUUCUACUACUCAAGAACGCGUUCAUAAAGGUUGCUUUGAAAGAAUUGUCAAAGUGUCAAUACCGGAGACUGGACAAGGGGAGACAAGUUACACUGAGGACCAAGGUCACGUGAGAAGUAAAGAACCUAAUCACGUGACUGGACGUGCACCGACAUUCCCACCAUCUAGCGGUUGCGACGCCGGAAUGAUGGGUUGAAAUAGUAACUUUUCUAGUUUUCUAGUAAUGUAAUUUUAGUGACAAAGUACCAAAUCCUGGUUCACGCUUUUACUACUUGCCAGCUUGAUAAUCCAUGUGCGGAGAGAUUAAGGCUAUUUAUUAUAUAAGUGUUAUGGGAUGACCGCUCUCGGUACGAGCCCCAGGAUCUUUAUUCUACUUUCUGUGUUCUCUGUGCGUUCUCUGUAAGUUCAACUAAUUACUUGAGCUCUAUUUACAAUAACUCUAUGACAGGUGUCAGUCUUUGAUUGAUUAGCUAAAAGAAUAAGUAAAUUCCUAAGUGUGUUAUCUCAAUAACGAGUAAUACGAGUGAAAAUCUUGGAAUUAAAUAUAGCUUAAACUAAAGUUAAUGCAGUCGACUCUCUUUGAACGACCACUCUCGUAAGCGACCAUCUCCCUUAUGCGACCACCUUUUGAAUUUCCCGUUUUGUUUCCUAUAUAAACUCUGUAAGAAAAACUCUUUCAUAAACGACCGCGACCACCUUUGGGGUUAAAAUUUUGGAAUUUUUCAUUGUUUUUCCUCUCCCGCAUAUUAACAGCACAUAAUACAGUACCAUGUGUGUUAAAAGAUUUCUAUUGUUAUUGUAGUAAGAGAUCAUUAGAAAUACAGUAAUUUACCUCAUAUUGACAAUUACAGUACUGUUAACAUAUAGCACAUUCAGAGUUUUGAUUAAAACAGUUUAAUCGUUGA